Molecule: messenger RNA, 2708 nt
Organism: Scatophagus argus
Lineage: Eukaryota; Metazoa; Chordata; Actinopteri; Scatophagidae
Gene: phf21b
Product: PHD finger protein 21B
Exons: 15
Coding region: 380-2155 (591 amino acids)
Source: RefSeq, a predicted model, not a curated record
AUUGACAGCCGAAGCGCAACUUUUCCCCAGGCAAAGUGAAAUCAAGCCGCGGACUCGGACAAAAUAUAGUUCCCGUUUUUCAACUUAAAAUUAUCGAAAGAAAAGCUAACCCGCUUCCCCGUCGGACCCCUCGACGUUCGGCCGUAAUCUUGAGAGGACCCGUCCGGGGCAUGAGCUCUUUGUGCCGGGUUUGGAGCACUUUUGAAGACGGGCGGAAAGUGGGUGAUGAGUCCUAGCCUGUAAAAGAAGCGAGAACUUGCUGUGCAGCCUGAGUAGUUCUUCUUUCAAUUGUUAUUGUCGCUUUAAAAAAUCUUUAAUUCACUUAAACUUCGUCUCGGCCGCGUCGAAAGUGGGAGAAAAGUGCUUUUCUGGUCGGAACAUGGAACUACAAGGCCUACAAGAGGCGUUGAAAGUAGAAAUCCAAUGUCAUCAGGAUGGAGAGCUUAAGAGACAGCUGCACGACAGGCAAACAAGAAUAACAACCCUAAGCGAUAAACAAAAUCAGACGCUGUGCAAAGGCCUCAAUGAACUUCAGAAAGGACAGAAGCUGGCAGUCAGAAGUUGUCCUGUAGGGACGACGAAGCCGCUGUCUCUCAUCAAGCCUCCCAGCCAGGGCAUCGCCAUCUCCGUGGUACCGGCCAAGGCUCCCGUUUCCAUGGUGACCGCACACAUUAACGGACAGAAGGCGGCGAGCUCAGAGCCGCUGCAGACGUCCCCCAUCAACCUGCAGACGGGCGGCAGGGCGGCGGCAGCGGCCGGAGUCCACCCCUUCAGCAGCAGGAGAGCCGGAGAGCCGCCUCCCUCUCAGAUGCUGGGAACUCUCACUGCUGUGCCCAUCAAGGUGCCUCAAGUCAGCUCCCUGCACCGGCUGGCAGGACAAGCAGCCACUGUGCUACCUCAGGUCAGGCCAAAGACCCAGAUCCCCGACAGCCUCCCCCACAGUCCGUGUCAGGAGCUGCAGCCUCUCAGCCUGCAGAAGGCCACAGCGGUGGUCAGUCCUAAGAGCCAGGGCCCCACCCUGCCCACCGCCAACAGCACCUUCAGCCCCGACCACCAGCCUAACGGCCAGAGCGACGCCCCGCCGCACGGCCCCUCUGCAGGCGCGGACUGCAGCAGCCCCGUGCAGCACGCCUCCGCGGGCCCCGGCGUGGCAUACGCUAUCAUCGCCGCCUCCCCGGCCACCGGCAACGGGGUGUCCGCCGUCAGCGAGGCCGUCAAGGUGCAGCCACUGCUCUUCAGUGCUGAUAACAAGGUGAUAAUAAUCCAGCCGCAGGCCCCCAGCAGCACCGAGGACUCCCCGGGGGCCCAGGCUGACCUCCCCUCACAGGAGGCCCCGCCGGCCCCGACGUCCCCCUCCCAGAAGAAGGACGAGGACCCCGAGAAAAUCGCCUUCAUGGUCGCCCUCGGCCUCGUCACCACAGAACACCUGGAAGAAAUCCAGACAAAGAGACAGGAGAGGAAGAGACGAAGCACAGCCAACCCGGCCUACAGCGGCCUGUUCGAGCCGGAGCGUAAACGUCUGGCGUCACAUUACCUGAACAGUUCGCUCUUCCUGUCAGCACGAGACUCUGAGGAUUUCUGCUGGAAGGAGGACUUGGAGCAUGACGACCACUGUGCCAUCUGUAAGGAGGACGGCGAGCUGCAGCCCUGCCAAAACUGCCCCAGAGCCUUCCACCCCAACUGCCUCCACCCACCGCUCAAAACCCCACCCAGAGGACCCUGGUACUGCCCCAAGUGCCAGAAGAAGGUCCUGAACAAAGAGAACAUGUCGUGGCCUCAGAACUUUGUUCAGUCCUACGUUACACACAAGACAGUGAGGCAGGAGGAGAAGCGACGGCUGCUGAGGCGAAACAGCGAGCUGAAGAACGAGUGCGCUCACCUGGAGGAACAGGACAAGGAGCUCAACAACACACUCAAACAAUGUAUGGACCUGAGAGAGAGGCUGUUGGGGCAGCAGAGAGACACUCAGGCUUCGCUCGAACGCCUCAAAGCUCUCAUCAGGCUGAUUCAACGCGACCAGCUCAUCCAGGUCACCAUGACCGCCUCCCUGCACUCCCAGCCCUGGAUCAAACCCACCAGCACCGCCGCCCCGGGCCCCUCGGCCACGCCCCUGCAGAAGAGCCACGCCCACAGCCAGGACGACGCCAACAACUAGCCCCGCCCCCUCCGCGGCGCUCGAGGGCAGCCAUGAUUUGUUUUUGUCUGAAUAAUAUCUGAGCGCGUUUCCUCCGAGUCGGGGAAACGAGAGCCUCCACUCGAUUCAAGUAUUUUUUAAAACCCAACACCUACAGUGCUUACGAGAUUUCUUUGUUUAUUUUCUAUUUAUUCAUGUUCUUGGCCUUAAUGUAUUUAUGACGAAGCGUUAGAGGACAGCGCAGCCGCAGCCGCAGCCGCAGCCGCAGCCGUCCACAACAUAUUUCCCUUUUUUAAACACAGGUCUAACUAUCGUCCUGCAUACCGUGAGAGCGAGCAGUAGAGGUAGUCGUAGUGAAGCGAGGCGACGGGACUGUACAGCGAAUUAUCUGACUAGAUGUUUGUUCUCAUUCUCCUAUGAACAAUGUUUUUGCCAUAAUAAUUCAGGAAGAUGUUUUCAUCGUGUAUGUAAACGCAUACGAGCCUUCAAACAAAAACAGAGAAUAACUUUUUUCAGUAUUAAUAGAGUUAAAGUCAAAGAAAAAAGUAUUUAAGAUUAAACUACAGAAAUUAGC